AUGUCAAAAGAAGUUCAGAAGAUGGAGAAAAACUAUACUUUGUUGCAUAAAAAAGUCGAUGUUAUUAUGAUUGCUAUCACUAAGUCGAUUGAGUUUAAUACUGAGUAUUUGAACAAGCUUGAAGCAAAAUCAGAAAAGGAUUCUCAGAUAUUUGAAAAUAUGGAAGAAUCUUUAUCUAGUAUCAAGGAGUCUAUUUUGAAAGUUGAUAUUUUGAACCAAUCAAAAUUUUCUCAAGAUUCUAUCUCUAAAUUGAUUUCAACUUUUGAGACCAAUAUCAAAUCGGAGCUUGAUCCAAUCCUUGAGUUGGUGAGUUCGACUCAAAUUCCUACUUCACUUCCCAUAUUAUUGACUAUGAAUUCUACAAUAACAACAACCACAAGAGCAAUGGAAAAAGGAAUCUCAAUAAAUGAAGGAGCUGGAGGUUCGAGUUCAAGUUCAGUUCCACCAACUUCGAAUGAUAAUCCAAGUAAUAAAGGAAAAGCUAUUUAUGUGGUUCCAUCAGAAGAAGAAAAGAAAAAUCAACAAGAUCUUGAAAUCGAGAAGCAAAGGCAGACCAAUAGUAUCUUGAUUUGA
This is a messenger RNA of Lactuca saligna, 573 nucleotides long. The record is from the annotation of a GenBank genome assembly. NCBI's taxonomy places the organism in Eukaryota, Viridiplantae, Streptophyta, Magnoliopsida, Asterales, Asteraceae.